Molecule: messenger RNA, 3416 nt
Organism: Fopius arisanus
Lineage: Eukaryota; Metazoa; Arthropoda; Insecta; Hymenoptera; Braconidae
Gene: ITP
Product: ion transport peptide
Exons: 3
Coding region: 830-1414 (194 amino acids)
Biological process (GO): circadian rhythm
Cellular component (GO): extracellular region
Molecular function (GO): neuropeptide hormone activity
Source: RefSeq, a predicted model, not a curated record
CAUACGCUCUAAUCUCUUGUAAUAUUUUAUAUUAUUUUAUUAUGCUGCAUCGGUUGAAUAAUUAACGAGUACACUAUCAGUUAUUACGCGGAAAAUCAAUCAAGCGUAUGUAGUACAUAGAAAUGAAUAAACUGUCUAAUUUGCCAACAUUUCUCCUAAUCGAAGAACAUUUAAAUCUAUCAGUGAUAGUGGAAGUGCGGAAGUGGAAUAAUUGAAAUUUAUUGAAUAUUUGGAAUAGUUGGAGUAAAAUGAGAAUUACUAAAAAUUCUUAUUGAUGAUUAAAUAAACAUUGUGAUAAGUGAGUGUUCGGAUGAUUGGACUGAAAGUACUAACGGAAAUCACGGCGUGAGAAAAUCGUACUGACGGCGCUAACUGAUGCACAACGCCGACUGGCACGGAUACGGACAUUAAAGUCAUCAGACUCAUAGAGGUCCAGCUACUGAUAGAUUCUUUGGGGGUCGUUGGUACGGGAGUGUGUGUAAGCACAGAAUUGAAAUUAAAUUGCCACCAUUUUUUAAUUCGGUAUUUGAUGACGGUGGAAUUGUCCUAUGCUGAUAAAUCAGUGAAAUCGGUGGAGUGCGAGUGAAAUUUGUAAAUUCACUUGGGGCUUUUAAUCGGUGCGAAAAAUUAGCGGAAGUCGUACUUAAUGUGAUUGCAAGGUAACGAUGUAUGAGGACGACUGAUCGGGUGAAUCGGGUAAAUUGGAUUCAAUAAUUAGGGAUUCUCGGUUGCGAUAUGGAGUGGAUCGCGGUGUGUCGGCGUAAAUUGACGAUUUAUUACGUGGGUCUUGAGAGUGAAAUCGGUUAAAAGCUGCGCGGACUAAUUUUUCAUGUGUUGGGAUACGUUUUGGUUAUUUGUUUUAAACGUACGAAUGAUCGUCAUCGUUGGGCACAAGAUGAUGCAACGUGAGUCAAGGCAGUCAUCAAUCGCGGUAUCAACUUUGUGCCGACAGUCAUUAAACGAUGGAACAACGAGUUUAAGAUCACGAGGAAGUGGAGCAAGUGGACCGGUAGUGCCAUCAGCAACACCAAAAUGGUUAAAUCAUUCAUCAAGCUCAUCAAGUUCAACCUGUCCGCCUGUACUUUUGUCGGUACUUGCUUGGUCAGUAACGCUACUUCUGAUCUCAUCCUGUCUCGGUAUUGCUGAUGCUGGUGUACUAAUGGGGCAUCCACUUGGCAAACGCUCCUUCAUGGAAUUGCAGUGCAAAGGGAUUUAUGAUAAGAGUAUCUUUGCGAGAUUGGAUCGUAUCUGCGAGGACUGUUAUAAUCUAUUUCGGGAGCCACAGCUUCAUACCUUGUGCAGGCAAGAUUGCUUUCAAACUAAAUACUUCACGAGUUGCAUCCAAGCCCUGCUGCUGGAGGAUGAGAAGGAAAAGUUUCUGGAGAUGGUGGAAUACCUCGGCCGCAAAAAGUAAAACGCAGGAUACUUAUGAAGAAAAAAAAAAAAAGAUAUUUAACAAAAGGCCGGUGUGGCGGUGGGCCGGAGAUAUGUCGUGGAUAUCCAGGAUGCAUCUUUGGCUGAGCUGCUAACCGGCGAACUUAAGCGAUAUACGGUACCGAGGGGCCAUACAUCCCAUUACGAAUUCUAGUCGAUAAAAUAUAUCUACGCGAUGUUACCGCGUGCAAAGUUUAUAAGUUGAACGAAACAACAUGGUAACACAAAGACAUACUACUGCAUCCAAUAUUGGGGACAGGAGAAAUCAUUGAAUAGAAGCAUUACGAACAGGCAUGAUUGGUUUAAGACGUCAUUUCAGUUGUUGAGCCGUAAAACCAAGGAAGGGUGAAGUCAAGUCAGAUGUUAUAGCUCUUGCUGGAAAAUACAUUUGAGUAAUUUUUACUAAAUGUUUCACAGUCCAGUGACUUGUUUUUAUUUGUUUGACUAUUUUUUCCUACUGACGUGACGAAAACCCAAUAAUAUUCAUUGUCGAGCGUGCGUAUGUCCAUAGCCCAUGAUAAUGAUUAUCAUUAUAAUUUCAUCCAUUAUUAAGUUAAUCGUAAUUAUCCACGCGGUAUGAAUUUCUCAUCUAACUGAACGGCCGAUCAAGUCCCAUCCGCAUGAUGAUGGAAUGAAAAAUGAUAAAAGUCGACUGAUUUACAAUGUAAAUUUGCCGAUAGCACGGGUUGUUGCGAAUAUAUAGAGAAUAUUUUUUAAAAUAUUUCGGAGUAUUACGAUUUUUCUUUCAUUAAAUGUAUUAUUAAAAUUAUGCUUAAUUUUAUCAUAGCUAGCCUCUAAUAUCAUUAUAUUAUUGUUGUUAUUAUUAUUGGAAUUAUUAGAGCAGAAGAUGAAAACAAAAUGUGAAAGCAAAAAAUGGAAAAAACAAUCUCAUGACGAGCUCAUUUACGUUUUAGUAUUUAUUUAUUAUUAUUCUACACGUUUAACGCUGAGCGGAUUAUUAAAAAUUUCAUCAACUCGUAGGAUUUUUAUUUGAAUAGAGAUGAAGAGAGAGGACAAGUUGAUGAGCAUUAGAAACGGUCGCGGGUGAUCGAAUAACAUUCCCAAAAUCAGUAUUUAUACCUGUUCUAUUUAUCUUAUUAUUUUUUUUUUCUUUUCUCUUUUUGUACGAAUCUUUAUCCCUUGAAUUCAUUUCACCUUCGUCGCCUAAUCUCGCUAUCAUCAUUCCGCAGUUUCGAUUUUCUCAUUCCCACCUUUUUUUUUUUUAAUAACAAGAGAACUCAAUAAUUCUCAUCUCUAAUCAUUUUUUUUGUCAUCUUCGAGAUGUGUAACCUCAUAGAAUUAAUUCAUCAUUUAUCAUUCCGAUUGUGAUCACUGCAUUUUGAUCGCGAUGAGACUCAGUCAUUUUUAAUGAAAAACUUGUAUGAUUAAUGACGUGGCAUUUAUGUUUUUUUUUGUUUUGCAUAAUGACAAUAUUAAUUAAGAUUGUAAAAUCACAAUGAAUGGAGAUAGGUGAAAAAAAAUGUCGAUGCUCGCGGACCAAGAGAUUAUGUGCUGAUGUUGCGCUUAUUUCGUUUAGUGAAAUGUAAAUUGAGAAACGAAGAAAAAAUGAAAAAUGUAUUAUUUUUAAUUUAUGAAACUUUUAUUAUGUAAGAGACUCACGACGAUUAUAUACGCACGUACGAGUGGAUGCGAAUAACGAGAUUUUACAGAUGACGAAAGAAAGCUCAUUCGAAUGAAGUGGCAGAAAAUUAUUUACUUAUUUUUACAUAGACGCGAUAUCGUCAAUUUAUGCCGAAUAUUCCAAUUCCAUUUAUUUGUACAAGAGCAAAAAAAAAUAAAUUCUCAAUUGCUUUCGUAAUAUCCUUUCAUCAAAACUUGUCAUGAAAAAAAAAAUGGUAAUUAUAACCCAAAAUUAGCUAAUCGGCAAGUUCUCAAUGGAGAAUCUAAAAUAAAAAAAAAAUAAUCAUAAUAAAAAAGGUCUGCGUAGAUGGAAAAACGUAUCCUACUCGAUAAUGUAAAAU